This is a messenger RNA of Colletotrichum gloeosporioides, 1851 nucleotides long. RefSeq names its product putative sterigmatocystin biosynthesis monooxygenase stcW. The record is from RefSeq and is a predicted model, not a curated record. Gene Ontology annotation, molecular function: N,N-dimethylaniline monooxygenase activity; flavin adenine dinucleotide binding; NADP binding. Bases 1 to 1851 code for a protein of 616 amino acids. The transcript is spliced from 3 exons. Lineage: Eukaryota; Fungi; Ascomycota; Sordariomycetes; Glomerellales; Glomerellaceae.
AUGACUGCCUCUGUCCAGGCACCUACAACAGCCGCGGUCAACCCAGGGCUUGUCACAACGCCGCAUAUCAAUGAUGGCGUUGCGCGUAUGCCAUCCGCGGAGCUUCCAGAGGUUCUCAAUGACGGCGCUGUAUUCCCAAGCGCUGCUAUGAGCGAAUUCAGUGGCAUCUCAGAGGACCCAUUCAAUCUCGAUUCUAAGUUCGCCUACAGUCCGCACAAGAUGAAAGUUUUCACUAUCGGUGCUGGAUUUUCGGGGCUUCUCAUGGCCCACAAGUUUCAGCACAGAUUUCCGGAAAUGCGAGACCUUGUCGAACAUACUAUUUUCGAGGCCCAUAGUGAGGUCGGAGGAACCUGGUUAAUGAACAACUAUCCCGGCGUCCAAUGUGACGUUCCGGCCCAUAUCUACGCAUUUCCUUUUGACCCCAACCCGAACUGGAGUCGGUUCUACGCUAGUGGGCCUGAAAUCCUUGAAUAUAUCAAGAGCACUGUGAGAAAAUGGAACCUUGACCGUGACCUGCAGCUGAAUACGCGGGUUAUCGACGCUCAAUGGCAGGAAGCCAAAGGCCAGUGGAAGGUCACCGUAGAGCAUGAAGGAAAACAGCGCGAAGAGCACUGCCAUGUUCUCAUUUCUGCGCAAGGCGUCUUAGUGCAUGAAUCAUGGCCAGACAUCCCUGGCCUGAGAGAUUUUGAAGGCCACAUAACACACUCUGCCCUUUGGGAUCAUGACUACGACUAUUCCAACAGGAAAGUUGCCGUGAUUGGCAAUGGGUCAUCUGGAAUUCAGAUCGUUCCGCAGAUGCAAAAGCUACCUGGAACCGAUGUCGUGAACUUCAUUCGUGGUCAGGCUUGGGUUUACUACCGCGCUCCUCCAUCAAAACAUCUCGGUCGGGACGAUCCUGACCCAAACCCAAAGUAUACAGACGCUGAGAGAGAGAUGUUCCAGGACCCCGACUAUCAUCUUCAACACAGGAAAGGCAUUAUCUCAAGGACGAAUAAGUCAUUCCACAUCUUCAUGAAGGGAAAAAAUAACCAGGAGGGAACGAAAUUGGCAGCUGCCCAAAUGGCCGAGAAGCUCAAUCAUGAUUCCAAGCUCUGCGAUAUGCUCAUUCCCAAAUGGGAAUUGGGAUGCCGUCGAAUCACCCCUGGGCCCGGCUACUUGGAGUCUUUCUUACAGCCCAACUGCGAUGUUACCAACAGCCCUAUCACCAAUAUUUCCAAGAGGGGUGUCCAUACCGCUGACGGCAAGCUCUAUGAGUGCGACGUCAUCGUCUGUGCCACUGGGUUUGACGUUUCUCAUCGCCCAAGGUAUCCGAUUGUUGGAAAGAAGAAGGUGGAGUUAGCUACGAGAUGGGCUGAUGACCCUGAUUCGUAUAUAUCGGUAGCUAUCCCCGACUAUCCCAACUACUUCAUGAUGAUGGGACCCAAUUGUCUUGGCGGCCAUGGUUCCUUAGUCGAGUCUCUCAACUGGACUGGAGAUUACUUUGUCAAGUGGAUCAAGAAAAUGGCAACUGAGGAUAUAAAGUAUGUCGAGCCAAAGCAGGAAGUUGUGGACGCUUUCAUCAAGUACAGUGAUCAGGUCCAUAAAACUCUUGUUUGGAGUGGUGGAUGCAAAAGUUGGUACAAAAGGAACCGCGUCGAUGGACGAGUCACGGCACUGUUUGGAGGUAGCGCUCACCUCUUCAACCGGAUGUUAAGUGACAUUCGAGCCGAAGACUUCAACAUUUGCUAUCGCACAUCAAAUCCAUUUAGAUUCAUGGGUAAUGGUUUCACGGCGUGGGAAAUGGAUUCCAAGAACGAUCUGUCAUGGUAUGUGGAGAAGGCAGACAAAGUCCCGGACGCUUGCGCCUCAUGA